This is a messenger RNA of Bactrocera dorsalis (oriental fruit fly), 2981 nucleotides long. RefSeq names its product transcription factor kayak (gene s-cup). The coding region runs from base 580 to 2823 and encodes 747 amino acids. The record is from RefSeq and is a predicted model, not a curated record. NCBI's taxonomy places the organism in Eukaryota, Metazoa, Arthropoda, Insecta, Diptera, Tephritidae. The transcript has 4 exons.
UUCGGUAGAUGUGAGCGAGCUGCGUAGUCGUGAUGGACGACCGAAGCAAAAUCGCAGGAAGAAAAUCGUUAUUUGAAAAGCAUUUAAUGCAAUAUAACUGUCAGUGAGCAAAGCAAGUGAUUUUCAAUUAACAUUGUAAUCUGUAAUCACAGUUGAAGUCAGCGCUAAACAACGUCAAAAGAAGGAAUAAUAAUUUUGAUAAAAGAAAAAAAUAAAUAAAUGAAAUAAAGAAAUAAAUGAUUUCUUUCAAUUAAAUUGCAACUAAUAAUCGUGAGUGUGUACUGUUAGAUGGUGAAUCGGUGAACUAAUCGAUGAAUCUGACUUUUGUGUGUGUGGUUUAAUUACCUAAAAGGGUUUUGUAAUAAUUCAGUGAAAGGAUUUGUGGCAUUGGUUGCUUAAGUUAUUUACUGUGCUUGAACUACCAUAGGCAAUUCAUAACUACCUAACAACUCAACUAAAAGCAAACGUAAACAAAACGCGCAAAUUCAGCCGAUUUACGUCAGAAAAAUAUAAUCACUUCUUGCAAAACAAUUUUUCUGAUUGUCUAGUGCGGCGUAGAGCCAAUAACAAAGAGUCUCGAUGAUGUCCUUAAGACGUUUAGCAGUAAUUGCACCGUUAUCGCUCAUGCACAAUAAGCACAACAACACUUCAAAUGUGGUUAAUCUGACAACCACAACAACAGCAAGUGCAACAACAAAUGUACAGCUGAAAAGUGCAAAAGACAGCACAGCAACAACAAAUGUUGACUUUAAGCAAACACAAACAGCAGCAGAAACAACUACAACAAUUGUUAACAACAAACACAAUAAUAAGCAUCAAAUUAUCGACGAUGUUAGUUACACCGAUGAUAGCGCCGCCGGCAAUAGCAGCGAUGACAGCAAUGAGACAUACACUAGUGUAAUUAACACAUACGCGGACGGCGGCAACGGAUUGCAAACGAUACGCGCCAGUUUCGGCGUGAGCGGUCUCUUCGGCCACAGUCCAGGUGGCAUUAGCAGCGGCGGCAAUAUCGGCAGUGGCCAUCAGUCGUAUCCGCAUACAAUUAAUGGAAAUGCCAAUUUACUGUUAUGCGGCGCCAUGCUGUCAGUGGUUACCACCAUUUUAUGCGUUGUUUGUUAUUGUUGCCAUCGCAACAUAAAGAAGCGCACCGAAGCGGCAUAUCGCCAACAACACCAGUGGCUGGAAAGCGAUCCCAACAUGGAAAUAUAUAGUGUGGAGCAGAGCUACGAAACCUCCGGGCUAUUUUUGGGUGAAUCCAGCGACGGUUUCACCACCUUGGCAACGUUGCAUCACGAACCGCCACCUUCGUACGAUGCCGUGGUGGCCAUGCAAGAGCAACAAUUGCUGCAACACCAACUCUACCAACAACAAUGCCGCCUACAACAACAACAGCAGCAACAUCAACAACAGCAAAUGCAUUUACAGCACAGUUCGCCGCCGCCCGGCUAUCGCUCCACGCUCACCGUCAACGACAUGCCAACACCGACCAUAUCCGCAUCGGCCGCAACCAGCAACAUGGCCAUGGACACGCUGAACAACGACAGCAACGGCAAUUUGAGCAGCAGCUGCAACAUCAGCAUCAGCGGCAACAGCAUUGGCGGCAAUAGCUGCAGCAAUUUCUUCGCUUGCGGCAAGCCCACGGCGUCGGCUAAUAGAUAUAACAGCAACAGUAACAGUGCGGCCUUUUUCAACAUGAAGAAAGCGCUGAACGCACAAUCAUGCUGCUCGCUGCAGCGCGCCGAGGUCGAGAAUAUGUGGAACGCUGCCGCGGCUGCAGUGGCGGUGCGCGCCUCACAUGCCACAUCCUCGCCAUGCGGUGCCGCCAGUCUGGCAGCGGCCAAUGCAGCCGGCAGCAGCAAUGGCAGUAACAACAACAACAACAGCCGCAGUCAUAUAUCGCCCAUGUUGCUGGCGCGCAAAUCAUUGCCGCUGCCAUUGACGUUGCCCGCGAAAUUCUCAGCAAAGUCGGGCGCACGUCGUUACCUCGCACAUCAAAGCACUUAUUAUCGUCGCGGUUGCCCACUUUGCGGCAAAUUUCGUUACGACGUCGAUGAUGCACUCACACUGUCAGUGGAGAGUGGAUUGGACGUGCCCACAACCACUUCAACAUCAACAGCGGCAGCGACAGCAGGGCGUGCGGUGGCGGCAGCAGCUGCUAAUGACAAUGAAACUGAGGGUGAAGCAAGCGUGUGCCGGGAUUUGAGGUUAGGUGACAGCUGUCAGCAGCUAACUGCGUUAGACGAUGUGGUUUUGAAGGACGGCAGGAGCGGAUGUGAACGCCGAACGGCCGCAAGUGGAGCAGAUACGUUGGGCCAUGAACGGUUCGAUAAAUGUGCGUGCGUCGUCAAUAUUUUGGAAUCCCCAACCACUGUAAUUAUUGAUAGCGAUAGCAAUGGCAACAAUAACAAAAGCAGCAUCGUACGAAUUAAUGGCGCUAACAACCCAAAUGCACAACCUAAUGAGUUGCGCAACGAAACACCUGUUGAAAAUCCCACAGAAACGAUCGAUCAAAAUGCAAAUGACCAGGCAGUGGCCGAGAAUGAGAGCCUGGUCGCAGCUCAGUGCAUGGAGUUGACCGAAAAUGCGAAUUCUGAAGCUGUUGCUUCAACCAACGCCAGGAGCGCGUCAAAUCCUGACACCGAGGCAGCCACAAAGGUCGUUUCGGGUGAUGUUUCGUUGCCUAAUUCACCCGAGGAUAAUACUUUGGAUGUUCUAAAUGCCAAUAGUGGCAUCAUCAGGGUCGACAUGAGUAAGAUCAUCGAUCAGACCGGGUUACCUACCUAUGAAGCAGUCGCAAAGCUGGAAUCUAGUGGCUAUGUGUGAACGUACUGACGCUGCUUAAUGAAAAGACAGAUGUGCUUUAUUAGUUUUAAUUGAGAAAAAGUCAAAAUAUAUUUUAUAGUCACUAAAAGUGCAUACGAUUUAUUGAAUACACAGUACAUAUUUAACAAGAAAAAUAUCGUAAAAAUAAAGAAAGAAAU